Molecule: messenger RNA, 4989 nt
Organism: Polyodon spathula (Mississippi paddlefish)
Lineage: Eukaryota; Metazoa; Chordata; Actinopteri; Acipenseriformes; Polyodontidae
Product: acetyl-coenzyme A synthetase, cytoplasmic-like
Exons: 19
Coding region: 443-2497 (684 amino acids)
Biological process (GO): acetyl-CoA biosynthetic process
Cellular component (GO): cytoplasm
Molecular function (GO): acetyl-CoA synthetase activity
Source: RefSeq, a predicted model, not a curated record
CUCCUGAGCUGAGGCUGCUAGGGAUGGGGAAAGGAAAGGCUCGGUUAAAAUUAAGAAACAUUACCGCUGUUUAAAAAAAAACAAACAACAACAACAACAAAAAAAAACAGUUUUAGUCACAGACCUGCGUUCAGUACUGGGUUUGGCUAUUACUUAGGCUCGUGUGCAAACUGCCUAGAUCUUUUUUUUUUUUCUUUUAAUGUGCGAUAUUGAAAUAUUGCUAUAAAAUAGCAAAAUCGCAAAGAAAAAGCACACACACAUGUGGCCGUAACGUAAAUCAGCCCUGUCAAGGGCAUUUUGAAAAGCGUGCAUUCAUUAUUUUUAUUUUUGUUGAAUAUAUUAUUGUUGUUGUAUUUAAUGAAAUUGCAUAUGCGUUAUUUUCAGUGUAUGUCUUUGGCUUUGUUUCCUUAGCGUAAGAAAAGUAAACAAUUAAAAACGAACAAUGAUUCCAAACUGCCUGCCCCAAGGAGAGGUGUACCAUGCGUCAGAAGAACUGGCAAAAGAAGCGCAUGUACCCAGCUUUCAAAAAUACAAAGAGCUUUACUUGAAAUCAGUUAACAAUCCUGAAGAGUUCUGGGGUGACAUUGCCAAAGAGUUCUACUGGAAAAGCAAACAUAGAGGCCAGUUCCUGGAUUAUAACUUUGAUGUGACGAAAGGAAAAAUCUACAUCAGAUGUAUGGAAGGAGCCACGACCAACAUCUGCUACAAUGUCCUGGAUAGGAACGUCAAGGAGAGAAAGCUUGGGGAUAAAAUAGCGUUCCUGUGGGAAGGAAAUGAACCGGGAGAUGAGAUGAAAAUCACCUACCGAGAACUGCUGCUGGAGGUCUGCAAAUUCGCAAAUGUGUUGAGAUCGCAAGGGGUGAAGAAGGGUGACUGCAUCUCUAUCUACAUGCCCAUGAUUGUGGAACUAGUGGUUGCCAUGUUAGCCUGUGCCCGAAUCGGAGCAGUGCACUCCAUUGUGUUUGCAGGAUUUUCUGCAGAAUCUCUAUGUGAACGAAUCUUGGAUUCAAGCUGUGUCCUGCUCAUCACUGCUGAUGGGUUUUACAGAGGCGGUAAACUAAUUAACUUGAAGCUAAUAGCUGAUGAAGCACUCCUGAAAUGUAAAGAAAAAAAUCUCCUAGUGAAGAAGUGCAUUGUGAUAAAGCACCUGUGCAAAGAGGAGGUCAGCUGGGACGAGUCCUCAUGCUGCUCACAGUCGCCUCUGGCCAAGAGAGCCUGUCACAGCGUGCAGGUUCCCUGGAACCCGGACGUUGACCUGUGUUGGCACAAGCUGAUCCAAGACGCUUCCGAAGAGUGCGAUCCUGAAUGGUGCGAUUCAGAGGACCCCCUCUUUGUACUGUACACCAGUGGCUCCACUGGUAAGCCAAAGGGUGUACUGCACACAGUGGGAGGAUACCUCCUCUACACCGCGGCCACGUUUAAGUAUGUGUUUGACUAUCAGCCUGAUGAUGUGUACUGGUGCACAGCUGAUAUCGGGUGGAUCACAGGACACUCCUACAUCACGUACGGACCCCUCGCCAACGGGGCUACCAGCGUACUGUUCGAAGGCCUCCCCACCUAUCCAGAUGUGAGUCGACUCUGGGAGAUUGUAGACAAGUACAAAGUCACUAAGUUCUACACGGCACCAACUGCCAUCCGGUUACUCAUGAAGUUUGGAAAUGAGCCUGUCCAAAAAUACAGUCGCAAGUCUCUGAAGAUCCUGGGGACAGUUGGGGAGCCCAUUAACCCUGAGGCCUGGCUGUGGUACUACAACAUUGUGGGGGAAAAAAGGUGCCCCAUUGUGGACACUUUCUGGCAGACAGAGACUGGAGGCCAUGUGAUGACUCCUCUUCCUGCUGCCACGCCCAUGAAACCAGGGUCAGCGACGUUCCCUUUCUUUGGAGUGGUUCCUGCCAUCCUCAAUGAGUCUGGGGAGGAGCUGGAAGGAGAAGCUGAAGGAUAUCUGGUGUUCAAGCAGCCGUGGCCCGGAGUCAUGAGGACAGUCUAUGGUAACCACCAGCGGUUUGAGACCAUCUACUUCAAGAAAUUCCCAGGGUACUAUGUUACAGGAGAUGGCUGCAGGAGGGAUACAGAUGGAUACUACUGGAUUACUGGAAGGAUAGACGACAUGGUGAACAUUUCUGGUCAUUUGCUGAGCACUGCCGAGGUAGAGUCUGCGCUGGUUAAGCACUCUGCGGUGGCAGAGGCAGCCGUCGUCAGCCACCCACACGACGUCAAGGGGGAGUGUCUUUACUGCUUUGUGACGCUGAAAGAUGGGCAAGAGUACACCGAAGCACUGGAGGCAGAGCUCAGAAAACAAGUCAGAGAAAAGAUUGGACCCAUUGCGACCCCUGACUAUAUACAGAACGCACCUGGGUUACCCAAAACACGCUCAGGCAAGAUCAUGAGGAGGGUAUUGCGCAAGAUUGCCCGGAAUGACAAGGACCUGGGCGAUAUCUCCACGCUCGCUGAUCCUACUGUUAUAGAGCAGCUCUUCAACAACCUCUGCGUGCUGUAAUCGCAGCGUCUACUGUCGAUUUGUACAGCUGCUAUAAUCACAGCGUUACUGCUGUUUGUAAAGCUACAUUAAAGAAAGGAAGGGUUGCACAAAAUGUGGAGAAGAGAACCAAAUUUUUAAAAAUAAGCUCAUUUUAACUUUUAACCUGUUUCUGCUCAUGUUAGACUACAAAGGGGCCUGGGGAAUUCAUUUUUAUGUUUUUAUUUUUUUUCUGUUAAGCAGUUUGUAAAGAUCCUACAAAGACAGGAUCGGUGCUUAAUUAAAACGUCUUUUAUAUUACCAGUUCAACACUAAGACACUAUAGGAAUGAAAUGCAUUGUGUUUUGUGCUGCAAGUUAUAACAAUGUUGGGAUAGAUUUAGUGUUCCGCAGCAUCUUCCUCGGACCUCUUUACUGGUCUGUGGUACUGAAACAGUUCACUUGCCAAAAAUAGGUGUUCCCCUACUGCCUUGAGCCUGGUGAUCCUGUCCAUGGUUUCUCUGGGUAUGAACAUAAGGGGAUUACUGGAUGAACAUAUUUUUCUAGGAGGCUGUUAUUUCAUCAGGUCCUGAAAUAAAAAUUGGUCGACCAUUGAAAAUGACCUGUUUAGCAUCCUUCUAUAUGUUCCCAGGUGAAUUUCAAAGGGCACAAAAAUUGAAAGAUAAUGCAGACUUGUGCAUGCUGAUGCAAAAUGGUUUUUAUUGAGAAGUUUCAAAAAUGCAAUGCGGUUUUGCAUCUUCAGAAGCAGGCCUGUGCCUUAGAAAUCACUGAGCCCCGCUGUGGCCUGUUCUUAAAGCAGUUUGCUCCAGUCUGUAAUUUAUUCCCUAUUGUUUUAAUGGGGGGUGAUGAGAGAAAUCCAUUUUACACAAUGAGGAGGACCUGUAAAUGAGCUACAGAGUGGUUUCAUUCCAGUUUUGCUACAUGAACAGCUGUUUGUUCUUAAAAUAGGAGUACAUUACAUCCUGGAACAAAAUGAUUAGAGGACAGGCACUCGGUCUGUGUGUUUUCUGUGUUUUUAAAAGUCCUGACCUUUCCAGCUUAAACUGUCAUUCACGUUUCUCUUGUUCAUUUAAAUGACAGCUACUUGAUUGUACUUGUUCACUAUCUAUCAUCUUGGUUAUCCAUCAUCCUUGUUUUACUUAAUUAGUAUCUUGUAUCAUACCUGUUGAUUGCGACAACUCAUGUUUUUGUUUUAUUUUCGUGAUCCAAACACGCCUAUGGUUAAGAAAAAGGGGGCUUUGUAAAUCGUGAAUUUAUAAAAGUAUUCAAAAAGUGUAAACUAUGCACCGUUCCUUCCUUUCUUCCAGUCCUCAUUUGAUGCAGGGUGAAAAAGUGCAUUACAUUUGAAUCUUGCAGUGUCAUCUAGUUGAGUAGAAACAUUAAUCAGAGUAUUAACAUCAGGGGGCAGCAGAAACGAGGUUUCAACAGUGACAAUACUAGUAAAACAAUUGAACCAGUCAGGAGUCUGAGAGGUUGAAUACUCAGGUUUAUUUUUUCUUUCAACCCUACCUUACAAAAACACACACCUCUAAUGUGUAACUGGAUCUGUGUGCAAUUAGAAACGACUGGACUGGAGCACUGCUAGGAGUCUGCCCUUGGAGCAGCACACACUGGUUGUUGGAACUGAACACUCCACAGCAAGCAGGUGCAGGUCAGUGGUGUUGAUUGAGCUGAUUCACCAUUCUGGUUUAUUCUAUGUAAGUGUACUGGAUUAUGGCACUCCUGGGUUAAGUAGGAUAGAAGGCAAAUUGUAUUUGUGUCUUAGAUGAAGCAAAAAUGUACCACAAACAUGUACAUUUCAACCUGCUGUAAAAGUAAUGUGUUCUGAACAGCUUGCAACUUUUUGAUUGUGUUAAAAGGAGAAAUUUUGGUUUGUAGGUUGUGGUUUUUAAGAGCAGGCAUAUUUGUGGAAUGUUUGUGUGCGUGCAUUUAAGAAAUCACUUUUAAUUACUGCACUGUGUAAUACAUUUUUGGUCUGUCAGUACGAUGUGGCUAUGUGUUAAACAAUGCUAAAUGUCAUUUCAGUAAUUGUUCUGUCCCCUCAUACAGUAUGAGAAGCCAGUGUAAAAAUACAAGCUUCAUAAUAAGAAUGGCAACAUUUUAUUCCUCAGUUCAAGCAAGUAGUAGAAGCUCACGAUCCUGUAGUUGAGUCAAAGUGACAACCUUGUAUCAUUCCUAAAUUUAAGCAAAGAGGCUUCUUUUUAUGAAUAGUUGAGCUACUGUGACUUUGAUGUAAAACCACAAGACGUGUACUUGUGGUUAGUAGUUAUUACCAGGGCAUAAAUAAUGGUUUGAGCUGACUUCAUGUGUAAUAAUGAAUCGCAAAUGUGGUUUUGUGUUUAGCUUUUCUAUGAAUGUUAUGUGCGAUAAACCAGUUUUUCCCCCAUUGUUUUGUUGACCACUGUAUUGACAAAUACAAGAGAUGUAAAAGAGAAAUUGUGCCUGAGGACAUGGAAAAUCAAAUGUUUGUCAUCUUGCUUUUUGUAAAUUUAAAAUAAAUCUUAAUAAAAUAUA